Molecule: messenger RNA, 2163 nt
Organism: Colletotrichum navitas
Lineage: Eukaryota; Fungi; Ascomycota; Sordariomycetes; Glomerellales; Glomerellaceae
Product: cytochrome P450
Exons: 8
Coding region: 367-1941 (524 amino acids)
Molecular function (GO): monooxygenase activity; iron ion binding; heme binding
Source: RefSeq, a predicted model, not a curated record
ACCGCUUCCAACCCCUCGUCGAACUGGUAGGGUGGAUCCUACCUUAGUUUGAGACACUCCGGCUUCUUGCUGCACUGCCAACUGUUCGUGUUACGUCGGCAGCGCUUCGCACUCGUAUAGAGGAACUUCCUUCGUAUAGAGGAACUUCCUGCAAACAGGAUGACCUAGCGAGGUUUUCGGCUCGGGUAUUCAUACCCUCAUGCUGCGGUAACAAAACAAAUAGUGGAGGGGGGGACGGACGAACAGCGUAUAUUACAGCCUGAGACCCCUCCCAUCUUCUUAAAAACAUAAUCUCCAACUCAAGCACACCUUUCCCUUCACGAUUCAAACAUUCGAUCACCAGUGCCAAAAGUUAUCGAUGCAAACAUGAACGCCACGGCAGACACGCCGCUGGAGAGCACACUUCUCAUCGAGGCAACAAACAGAUGGCCUAUUGCUGCGACGGUGCUACUGGCCUUUGCCUUUGCUUUCGUCGUGCAGUCGGUCUUUAAGCACGAUAUAUUGUCAGGAAUUCCCGUAGUUGGAACAGAAUAUGGCGGACAGGAGAGCAGGAGAAAGAAAUUUGUGGAUGGGGGUGCCAAGAACCUCUAUUUGGAAGGAUAUAAGAAGUUCAAGGAGCAAGCUUUCCAGCUUACUACAACAAAGAAAGCAACCAAUAUCGUUGUGGCUCCGAAGUUCAUGGACGAGCUCAAAAGGCUUCCUGAUGACGUGUUGAGCUUUAAUGAAGCCAUAGAGGAGAGCUUACAAGCAAAAUACACUGGCGUCGAGACAAAUAUCGAAAUGCUUCCUCGUUUAGUCAAGACAUCGCUAACGCCGGCUCUUGUUCGACUCAACCCCAUCAUAUCUGACGAGGUUGUUGAGGCGAUGCGAAACGAGCUACCGCGAUCGAGUGAAUGGACCGAGGUCAAAAUUAUGGACAAAUUGAUGCGCAUUAUUGCUAUGGCGUCUGGCCGCGUUUUUGUUGGGCCUGAGCUGUGUCGGAACGAAGACUACAUCGAUUCAGCUAUCAACUACACUGUAGACCUAUUGAAGGCAAUCCAGAAGGUCUCUACUAUACCGCCAUGGAUACGCCCCUUUUUAGCGCCAAGGCGGCCUGAGGUUAGGAAGGUACAAAGGCGCAUUACCGAGGCAGUUGAUUUUCUGAAGCCGAUUGUUCAAGUCAGGAGAGAGGCUUCUAAAGAUCCGGAAUAUCAGAAGCCUGAUGACAUGCUGCAAUGGAUGAUAGACGAGCAAGAGAAGUCUGGCGACAAGGAUAACAAUAACCUUGCCCGUUAUCAGUUGGCUAUUAGCUUCGCCGCUAUUCACACUACGUCAAUGACGGCUACCAACACGCUAUACACGCUAGCAUCGAUGCCCGAGUUCGUUUCCGUUCUUCGCGACGAUGUGCAACAAGCUCUGGCUGAAGCCAACGGAGUUUUCACCAACAUUGCGAUGCAGAAUAUGAAAAAGCUAGAUAGCUUCAUCAAGGAAUGCGUGAGAUACCACGCCAUGGGAUUUUCGUCCUUCCAGCGAAAAGUCCUCAAGACUUUUACUCUUUCCAACGGCCAGGUUAUCCCUGCGGGUUGCAUAAUCGAGGUACCUGCUAUCGGUAUCUACAACGACAAUGAAUUCUUCCCAGAUGCAGACAAAUUCGACCCCUUGCGCUUCUAUAAGAUGCGACAGUCGAAGACGGAACAGAAGACAGUAUCCAAGCAGGUUGAGAUGGUCGCCAAUGCCCAGUUCGUCAGCGUGAGUCAGACUAGUUUGACGUUUGGGUACGGACGCCAUGCUUGCCCAGGUCGCUUCUUUGCCGUCAACGAGAUCAAGAUGAUCCUGGCGACACUGCUGUUGAACUACGAUCUGAGGAACGUAGCAGGAGUCAAGGACAGAUAUCCCGAUUUGGUUUCUGGAUCAAUGGUUAACCCCGAUCCUGAUAGAGUGCUACUUCUGAAGAAACUGUAGUGGAUUACACAGUACUCGUAGAGUCUACGCCUCUGAGUGUGCUUCAAGGCAAAGAACGUCAGCCUAUGCAUGAGAUACUAGUCAAGUAUCAGGAUGAGGAGUUAAAUCGCCAGCUAUAAGGUCAAGACAGUCAUGAGUAAUUUGAAGAGUAGGUUGAUUUGAGCAAGAUAAAUAUCUUACAAUUACUUAGAGCUAGUCGCUGCCAGGAGCAAACCAGUUGCU